Molecule: messenger RNA, 778 nt
Organism: Penicillium subrubescens
Lineage: Eukaryota; Fungi; Ascomycota; Eurotiomycetes; Eurotiales; Aspergillaceae
Exons: 3
Coding region: 322-648 (108 amino acids)
Source: RefSeq, a predicted model, not a curated record
AUCCGGCCGUCCUUAAGUAUCGCUGACGUCACUGAUAGAACAGCAACGGAGAAUCACGAAUAGAAAGAGGGGAAUUACAGCUUUCCCAGUCUUUCUCGGUUUAUUUUAAAGGAUUGAAUUCCCCACGACAUUGAUUGUGCUAGACUUUGGCUGUUUUGCGGGGAAUUCUUCACCUUGAUUGUUGUAACCUAUCCUUUGACCUUUUACUCCUCUCCUCAACUUGCCAACUACACUUCUCCUGCUUUCACCAGCUAGGAGACGUCGAAACUCUCACAACCUUUCAUCCUCCAAUCUACCAAUCUGCCGAUUCCCAACAUCGCCAUGUCCUUCCUCACCUCCGUCCGGACUGGCUCCCGUCGUGUUCUGCCAUCGAGCUAUACCCUGCCCUCCAUCUCUACAUUCCACACCUCUACACCGCGAUGCGGUCUGAAAGAAAGCGACAAAAACCGCGACGACCUCCCAAGUCACUACGAGACCCAAAAAGACCAACAGUUGAAGAGCCAGAAAACCGGAACCGCAAAGUGGAAUUCCGAUCUAGCGAGCAACAGUGAAGCGGAUGUCAAGGCAGAUCGAGGCGAGGUCGAUUCCUCGGAUAAAGCGUUCCAGGAGUUGCAACAGAAAACCAAGCAGAUUCCAGAGCAGAAGUGAAGGGGUGCAAUAUCGGGGCAGGAAAAUGCAUUUGCGAAAUCGUGACCGUUGUGAUUCCUGGCGUUUAUGAACGGAUGUUGAUAUUCUUGAUAUUCUAUCCCAGACGAAAUUGUCGCCGUUUUGUUACUCG